UUUACACCGGAGUAUAUGCAUUCUGUGUGUCAAGGAGUAGUCCGUCAACUGUGCAAUCUUUGGCUUGAUUCGAGAAACCACGAAAAGAACUUUUAUUUGGGAAGAAACGUCGAGCUAUUAGAUGAACGUUUGUCUGUAAUAUGCCCGCCUUCUGAAAUAACUAGAGCCCCUAGAUCAAUAAAAGAGCGAAAAUUUUGGAAAGCGUCGGAGUGGCGAGCAUUUCUUUUUUAUGGUCUUGUGGUUCUAAAUGGCUUGCUUCCUCGUGAAUAUUUAGAGCAUUUGUUUUUGCUAGUACAUGGUGUACAUACAUUACUUGGUAAUAGAAUUAGUGAUGAAAUGUUAUCACGAGCCAACGCAUGCCUUGUUAAAUUUGCAACUGAUAUGGAAAAGUUGUACGGUUUGACUAACUGUACAUUCAAUGUACACGUUAUGACGCAUUUAGCGGAAGGCGUAAGGAACUGCGGGCCACUUUGGGCUACUUCUGCCUUUGCAUUCGAAGCCAACAACCACUUUUUGCUGAAAAUGUUUAAUGGUACCCAAUAUGUUCCACAACAGAUUUGCGAUACUUUUAUACUGUCGCAGAAACUACCAGGUAUUGGGAAAGAGUGUAUUCGUGAUGACGCAUGUCCAAGAGUAAGGCACUUGUUCAAUAAACUUUCCAAAGACAAAAUUCCUACAAAUAGUGAACGGGCUCUUACUAGAGCUGUUACUGGACUUGGAAAUGGACAAGCUGUUCGUCUCACACCAUCUGAGACCAUUUCCGUGGCAAAAAUGAUUAACAGAGACGUUGCCAAUCGAUCAGCUACUUUUUAUAACAGAUUUAUUGUAAAUCAUGUGCUAUACACUUCGGAAAGUUAUACAAGAUCCCAAAGACACCAUGAUUAUUAUGUGCAAAUCGACAGCUUAACUACCAAGUAUGGUAUCGUUGUUGGGCUUUACCGUGUACAGCCAGACUGUCAAUGCAGCACUGCUGAAUUACAGACAUGCCAGUGCGAAGUAUAUUAUGUUGUGAUUGUGAAAAAACUUGAUUUGUGUGGAAGAAGACCGCUAUUUUCCAACAAAGAAUGUGGUGUUACUUCACAUUUCGUAAGAGAGUGUACAAACAGAGACCAAAUUGUGGCUCUCAAACCUGACCAAAUUAAAGACAAAGGCGUACACUUAAAACUACGAAACCGAGACUUUUUUUUUUGAAUUGCCAUGUAAGUUUUACGGCGAUUAACUCAAAAUAGAAAGGAUUGCUGUUGUCUUUCAUUUUUUGCAAGUUUGAGAAUACUCGACUGGACAGAUAUUUUAGAUACACAGUAUUUGUUGCAUGUUGUAUAUAUGACGCGUAACUCAAAACAGAUAACUUCUCGUAUAUCGUACAAAGCUUUGCUUAUAAUGCAUGCCACUACAUAUGUUUUAAAUUGUUUAUAAUCAUUAAUUUGUACUAUAGCUCUUUUGGAAUGUGUUGUUUUAUUCAUAUCAUACAGAAAAAUAUGUAAAUUGCAUUUCACUGUCGUAACAGUCAACAAGACAUUCCCAAAACGAUUUUUUUAUUACAAAUGAAAAAAUCCAA
Molecule: messenger RNA, 1558 nt
Organism: Xenia sp. Carnegie-2017
Lineage: Eukaryota; Metazoa; Cnidaria; Anthozoa; Malacalcyonacea; Xeniidae
Exons: 1
Coding region: 16-1191 (391 amino acids)
Source: RefSeq, a predicted model, not a curated record